GCCACUGAUACUACAAUAGUCAAUAGGUCCAUAAUUAUUACUACUACUAGUUUAUUCUUGCUGCACAAUCAGUUUAGAUAAGUUGAAUUUUUGGCAUAAAUUUAAGAAAUGUGUAACAGAUACUCCCUUAUUUAAAUGAAGAAUGUUGUGUACUAUUAAAUGAAUUACAGACUACAGUCGUCAACCGUGUCUGUUAUGUCAGUGAUUUUUUUUUUGCUAAACAGGACUGUUUUGGUGUCAUAUAGGUAAAAUUUAGAAAAUCAAUUGAUAAUGAAAAAUGAAGGGUGUAGAUAGCUCCCAAACGAAUAAAGAAGGGAUGACAAAUAAACCUUUAAUAACAUGUGCUGGUGAUUGGAACUUAUUUUGCACAUUAGAAGCACCAUUAGUAGCUGCAAUUCCUCAAGAUUCAUGUGAGUGGAGGCGGUCAUAUGGGCGGACCACAAAAUUUGUCUAUUUGGAUGCUUCCUUCAUCAAAUAUAAUCCAGACAAAGUAUACCCGGAAUACAAUUUAUUAAAACGUCCAAUAUUUCAUAUAUAUUGGACAGAUUGUAUGGAUAUUGAAUUUUAUAAAACACAUCUCCGAGAAGAUGUGGAGACAUGGUUUAAGCAGCUUGAAAAAAAUAAUAUUACGGAUUGGAUGGUGGUCUUAGUAGAAACAUAUGAUAUAAGAAAAACAAAUAAACUAAUUCCAAGAACAACAGUUCUUGAUAAAAUAAAAGGGGAAUUUGCAAUAAAACAUACAGAGGAUAGGUUUAUAUCUGUUAUUAAUCCAAUUAAAUCUGAAGCUCGAAGUGCUGAUUCAUGGAGGGGUUUAAUAGCAAAAUUAAGACAUUUCAUUCUAGUUGGAUACAACAAGGUGUUAAAUAAGUUUGAAGAAUAUAUGAGAGAGCAGAGGGAGAGAAGAAAUGAUCCAGAGUGGGAUUUUUGUAAAUAUUUUAUUUUACAGGAGCAACUAGCAUUUGUUCUUGAAAUGCUAGGCUUAUACGAAGAAUCCCUAGUCCAGUAUGAUGAAUUGGAUGCAUUGUUCUCCCAAUUUGUUCUCAAUUCUAAUAUAACAGAAAGUCCAAAGUGGCUUGAUAAGUUUAAGCAACCAAUAACCUCGUGGCAAGCCAUAAGACUGACUGCAGUUGUGCCACAACAUUUAAGAGAAUUAAUAAUAAAACAGAAAGCCUCUCUACUAGAUUUUAGGAGCUAUUUAUUUCAACGUCAAAGUGCCAUGCUGUUACUUACUUAUAAGCCAGCUGAGAUUGCAUCCCGUUGCUUGAGCACAGUUCACAACACACAACUGGAGCUGUCGCUGCUAAAUGCUCAAUCAAUAGACGGAGCCCCAGCUUGUUGGGCACACCUAGCUUGUGUGGAGACACUGCAUGUGUGUGAAUCCUGUACUGAAAUGCAGGCACCGUUGUUACAUAAUGCCAAGGAUAAGCUUCACGAGCUUGGUAAACUAUGUGGCUUACUUCCUGGUUGUCCAGAGCCCAGUUCCGAACAACUCCACCUGGUUGUAAUGUUAUCAGCCGGAAUGGGUGAUUCAGAGACAAACAACAAAAUAUCCCCCACUGUGAGAUUGAAAGAAGCUCUCUGCAGCAAGACUACUUUCCAGCAAUAUUAUUUAGAGUUGGCCGAAUUAGCUAUGGGAACAUAUAAACAUAUUGGGAGAUUAAGAUUCGCUCGUCAGAUAGGGAGGGAUCUCGCGGCAUUCUAUUCAGAGCUGGGUGAGACCAGCAAAGCAGUAGUAUUCCUCGUCGAUGCCCUGAGGUCUUACGAGGAGCAGGGCUGGAUGGAUUUAGCAGCACAGACUAGACUAGAGUUGGUCGCUGCUGCUAAGAAAAUGAAGGACUAUGAAAGAUACACGAAAUUAUCAGCUAGAAUAGCAAGCACGGUGGAAUUAGAAAUUCUAGUCAGACAUUUCUACUUCGAAGAGAUGAUGAAGUCUAUUAAAGAGAGUCUCAGUGAUAAACAGAAAGCUGUUCAAACAGAGCUCAAUGAUUGCUUUCAGCUCAUAUCAGUAACUCUCCUGCCGUCCGAACGUGGUAUUUAUAUUACUGAAAAUAAGGUUCAAGUAAGACUGGUGUUUGAAAGUCUGUUGCCAAAGGAUGUGGCUUGUACUCAAGCGGCGAUAUGUAUAGAUGUGUACACAGAAAGGCAGACAGAAAAACAGACGCCGGUGAAAACCUCUAAGACUGAUUUAAGUAGUGUAGGAACACAGAGUCCAAAGAAAUCUGAUGAUGUUUCUAACAAUUUAGUUAAAAGUAUAAAACUAGAUGAUUUAAAACCUAAGGAUCCAUUACUCAAUCCAAUGCACAUUAUAUCAAAACUUCACUACAAAGAGGACAAAACUCUUCAAAAGGCUACAGUGGAAUGUCUAAAUCAAAAGAUUACACUAAAACGCUCUGAUAGCAGUAAAUAUAGAAAACCUUCUGCCCCAGUGAGAAGUAAUUACGAGUUAAGUUUUUCGAAAAAUAAUAUUAUAAUCCAUCCGGGCUUGAAUGAUAUUGUGCUUGAAUAUGUUCCAACGAAAUGUGGCACUUUCAAACUUGGUCUGGUUUCAUUAACGAUAGAAGAGAAAUUGGAGUUUUUAUCGGAUGCUUUGUUGAAUAUUAAAAUGGGCUACGAAGUGGUCACGCAAGGAGUAUCUGUAUAUUUGAAUAAAGUUGAGCCGAAGAAAGAUUUAGUUGCCGGUCUUGAACAGGAGAUGGAGCUAGUUGUAACUAACGGCAGUUCUAAAUUAGAAGAGAAUUCUACAAUACUUCUAAAGACAUCAACGGGCCUGCAGAUGAGAUUCGCAGACGAUUCCGAAUUAUCUCGCGAACUGAGCGUGAAAGUUGAGGCAACUGAACCUUUCUAUACAUCGAGAACAUCGUUAAGAUUGUAUGCUACUUUGAUGCCAAGACGGGAGAAAAGUAUAGAACACUCGGUGUGGCUAACAUGUCCAUGGUUGGAGACUGUGAUGGAAGUCCCCCUCCACUUCACCCCACCCCUGUUAGCGACGUGGCGGCUACUUACUUCGAACACCAGAAAGUUCGUGAAUGUCACAGUAAAGUCUGUAGUUGCUCAUUUAGUUAGCUUUGUACUGAGUGAGCCCAAGUUGGAGUGCGACGGUAAUAUAACCGUCUCUGAUUUGAAUCCGAAGACUUGUCGAAGUUUGUUGGUGUCCUCCGAAGGCACUACAGUAUCAUUCAUGUGGGAGCUACUCAAAGACCCAUUGGUGAAAGCUGGAGCAAUGAAAGCAACAUUCAGUGUUCAAUACCAGUUACCUGACGAUGAACAGUCUAGAAGUUUCUUGUGUCCAUUUGAUAUACAGGACUACACAACAUUAUUUGUUAUCCGGACAAAGCUGGAACCCGGGAAAGGCUCGGACUUCUGUAGGGCAUCACAGGUCUGCUGUUUACACUUGACUGUGCAAAGGGUAAACGAGACUGAUUACACGCUUCUUAUGUACGAGGUCUUGGCCGACCAGACCAUGUGGGCCGUGUUGGGUCGGACUGCGGGAGUGAUAACCAUGGACAGUUCGGGCUCCGGGACCGGUCAAUGCGUGUCGCUCGACGUAAUGCCCCUGGUGGCGGGCUACCUGCCUCUACCCACCGUGCGGCUAUCCAAGUACAUCGCAGCUAGCAAAGAUCCAAAGAAUGACAUGUCAGUUCACCCCAGGCUGGAACCGUUCAGUCCGGGACAGGUGUACCACGCGGGCAAAGCGAAACAAGUGCAUGUGUUAGCGCCGACUCCUAAGGAACAUCUUGAUAUUACCGCGUAGUUAUCAAAGUUUCAUAACAAGUCAAGACAAUUCUACCAGUGGGAGGCUCCUUUGCUCAGGAUGCCGGCUAGAUUAUGGGUAGCACAACGGCGCUUAUUUCUGCCGUGAAACAGUAAUGUGUGAGCAUCACUGUAUUUCGGUCUGAAGCGCGCCGUUGCUAGUGAAAUUACUGGGCAAAUAAGACUUAACAUCUUAUGUCUCAAGGUGACGAGCGCAGCUGUAGUGCCCCUCAGAAUUUUUGGGCUUUUCAAGAAUUUUGAGCGGCACUACAUUGUAAUGGGCAGGGCGUUACAACAAUCAUCAGCUGAAGCCCUGCUCGUCUUGUGCUUGUAUAACGUUCGGUUCGCGUGGCCUGUUCUCUUCAGAGAUCACCGACUGCUCUCGGAAAAAAACCUAUACCACUAGUAAAAAAAAGGUUGGGCUAUGGAGAAUAGUUAAGGUAUCGUAAAACAAUAUUAUGCAGUCAGUUUUUUGUACGUAAGUACUUGAAAGUAAUAUUUUUGUAACGAUAAUUUAAACCAUUCACUAAAACCACAAAAAGACUGCAUUUCGAUAUUCAACACAUUUAUGAGAAAAAAAUUAAUUAAUAAUGUCCAAACUUAUCCGAUAAAAAUUGCAAAUCAUUGACUAGUCAAACUGGUACUUAGCCCCGCACUAGUCACUAUGUGACACCAAUAGGAUACCUACAUUAACGAUUCACUCUAAUUUAUAAUGUAUAUCCAUAAUUACACAAUUUAAAUGUGAAAACAACAUUUAUGAACAAUGCGGGACUCGAAUCUCUCGCGUUCCACUGAACCAACCGUUCUAGUCCCACAUCGUUCAUAAAUUCUGUUUUUAAAUUUAAUUUGUGUUAUAAUUAAUUCCAGAAGUGGUGGUUAUCACUUUAAAAAUAACAAAUACAUAUAUACAUCAUUUUAAGCAAGAGUUUUGAAAUGUUUUUUUUUUGUUAGUUAAUGUAUAAUUAUUAUUUUUUUACUUUCUAGUAGGUACAAAAACUGAUUGAAUAUUUACGAUCCCUUAACUAUUAUAUGUAGUGAGACCUUUUUUUCGUAACUAAAGACUUGCGGUGCAAUCGAUCAACCUCUUUCGUCACUAAAUGUUAGUAUGCGUAUGCUAUCAAAGUACAACUCUGCUUAAAGUCAACCUUUCCGCUUUCGUUAUAUUUUUAUACCGAUUUUGUGUUAUUAAUAACGCGAAGUAAAGUUAUUACAAAUUUAAAACUUUUUCUGCCUCACAUAUAAACUUGGUGUAAAGUAAAUUAUAAUAAACCAAGAAUAUGCAAAAUGUUUACAAAUAGAUGUUUGGUUAUGAUUUGGUUUAUUCGGACGUAUAACGGUUCCUGAGUUUAUUUGCAAGGGUAUCUAACAUUCGGUAAACUUCAGAAUUAUCAUUGUAUUGCACUGACCUCUACUAUAUAGUAGAGGUAUAUACCUACAGUAUAGCGGUAGGUAUAUACGUAGGUAUACCUACCACUGUAUAAUGGUAGCACUAUACUGGCGGCUGUCAAAGUGCUUUUGUGCCUGUUUGAUAUUCGCCAUUUUGGCGCUGUUGGCCAUGUAGCGAGAGUCUGCGGUACUAAAAAAAAUGGUGGGGAACGAACGAAAUUAAUUGAAAAUGCAAAAUACUUCAGAGUAUUGUACGUUCCUUCGCAGCCAUUUGUAUGGAAGGCACAAAAGUUUGCUGUGAAACAUAUGGAACAGCCUGUCCAUUGGUAUUAAUACAGGUCAGUGUUGUAUUGACACUGUAAAUAUUCUUAGUUUAUUCUCAGGUAUAACUUUAUACGAAGUUUGUUUGUGAGACCGUUUGUCUUUAUCUUAACUCUGUCACUACAGAAUUACACGACUUGGAAGUAAUUUUAAACUUGGAGUAACUUACAUUGCGUUAAUUUAUAAGACAGUUACGUGUUUUGUGGAGCUCUAGCAUAACUCUAUAAGGUUAAAUUUGUGACGUGUCGUGCGAUUAUAGAAUUUUGUAGCAGGAUUAUUUUGUUUAUUAAAACAGCUGGUGCUAAUCAGUGCACUCUAUAAUACAAUCACUUGUUCGAAUAUAUUCUGGAAUAGGAAUUUGUCGUAAACUGUUACCUGUGUUAACGUUUCAUAGUUUGAAUUUUCAGUGUUAAUGAUGAGAUAUUACUGAGAUUUUUAAUUAUUAUUAUUUUUUAAUAUGAAUAAAUAUAUUUCUUGUAUUGAAAUAUCAUCUAUCGGGUACUAUGUUAUUAUUUUUUAUUUUACGUUUACAAGUUUUACAAUAAAAAAGUUACAUACCAGUGGCAUACCAGAGGCAGGAUGCCAGCUAGAUUAUGGGUACCACAGCGGUGCAAACGGAUAAAUGAGACUUAACAUCUUAUUUCUCAAGGUGACGAGUGCAGUUGUAGUGCCACUCUUUUGGGUUUUUGAAGUAUCCUGAGCGGCACUGCAUUGUAAUGGGCAGGGCGCAUCAAUUAUCAUCGGCUGAACGUCCUGUCUCAUCCCUAAUUGUCAUAAAAAAUGCUAAGUGUAAACACCCCCUUUGUCCAAAAAUAUUUACGUCCCCUAUUAAUUAUAUAUAAAGUGUGACAUAAAAUUCCCUUUAAAAAUUUAUAAAAUUAAACAUAAUAUAGCUCAAUUUAUAUAUUAUUAGUUCAAAUUAUUACAAAAUAAUUUCCAACAAAUUAAUAGAGCCUCAGGAAGCCAGAUAAGAUACAUUUAGUCAACGAAGAUAUCUUUUGUUAAUUUUGUGAAUACUAUAUAUUUUUGUGUUGUUUGUUGGGAAUUUUUUACGUUUUGAGUAGCCUGUUUGUGUCAAUAUUAGCAUGAACACAAACGUUUAUAGUUAAACUAUUACAAUGAAGGAAAGGAAAUAGACCAAGAGUUCAUCAUACUUAAUUAUGACACUAGUGACGAAGAUAAUGCAGAUAUGAUAUUUAAAUGUUUUUGCAGACCGUACAAUACCUAUCAGUCACAAAAACAAAAGGUAACUCCCACGGGUGUUCAAACUGAGCUACUCGCUUAGUAAUUUAUAAUGUUAUUUAGUCUUUAAUUCGCUAAGUUUCUCAAAAUCACUGUUGACAAUCAAAGACACGUGUUGACUCGCCAAAUACUGUUAUCAAUGCCUAAUUGUAUUAGUUUUCUUCCCGCGUAGUUUGACUGUAAAGAAGGUAAAGUAAAGGUAUUGUGGGAGGUUAAAUAUAAUAUUAGCGGGAAAAAUAGACGUCCUAUUCAAAAGUCGCUUAACAAGAUGGAUAUUGUCUGCAUAAUACUAGCCAAUAAAUAAAUAAAAAUGGAGUGGGCUUAAAAAAAUCAUCAAGACUAUGCUAAUAAUAGGAAAUAUCACAAUGCUUUUGUUUUAUAUUAUACAAAAUAUAAACAUACAAAUGAUUUAAGUCUUCUUUAGUGUUAAUUCGAUAUAAACAUUUACAAUAUACAUUUAUAAUUAUUGUGCAUAAAUUACUCUCCUUUAGUAAACUUGAUCCGAUUCUACUCGAAUGAGCGUAACAAAACCGAGAGUGACAGCUCCGUAUAAUUCAAAACCCACAAAAUAAAACAGCGCUUGGAGUUGGAGCUAGAUUCAUCAUCAUUUCAGCCGUUCACUGUUGGACAGAGGCCUUCCCGAAAGAUCGCCAUGACUAUCGGUCCUGCGCUGCUCUCAUCCAACCUGUUACGGCGAUCAUGACCAGAUAGUCGGUCCAUCUUGUGGGGGGGACAAGACCAACACUGCAUCUUAAAUUCAAAUUCAAAUUCAGUCCGUCGGACUAUGUGCCCUGCCCACUGCCACUAAGGUUUCGCAACUAUCUGGAAUAUGUCGGUGACUUUGGUUCCAUGCCCUUUCUCACAAGGCCCAUAGUUGGCGAACGUUAGCUUGUCUAUCAGCAAUAGACAAUAGUAGUAGCAGUAGAAAUGUUUGUCCAGAGUUCGUCCGAGACUGUACGGUCUAUUUCUGCUCCUGUUCUGGUUUAAAGGCGCUUGUACAUCUGUAGAUUCUCAUAAUUAUCCAUCUUAAGCCUUACAUAGUCUUACCACACAGAUUAUCGUGUCACAAUUAUGGGCUAAGUUAAGAAUUUAUUAAAGGCGAAUGUAACAAUGAAUCUAAUCGACGAGUAGUUCAGAAAAGUUCAAUUUUGUCAAAAGUAUGACCUGUCUGUUUCUUUCUGAUAAUUUCAACUACGUCGCGACAUAAUACCUAUAUUAUUUUAAGUGAUUAAUUAUCCGUUUUCAGUAAGAUAUCUGAGGUAUCUUACUCACAACAAUUGUGUAGGUGUACAUUUUUUUAUAAUCCAGAAUACAUAAUAUUAAUAUAUUAGAAAUGCUUAAUUAUAUUGAAUAACGUUUUAUUUAAAUAUGUUUUUGUAUAUUGUAAAAGAUAAUUCUCAUAGUCAGAAGUGGUGUUAAUGUUAGAAUUUAAUUAAUAUUGUACAUAGAUGUAAGGUGUUAUGGAAAUACAUAUUUAUCUUUCAUACCCUGUAUAUUACUCAGCUGUCAGUAAAUGAUUAUUGUUAAAAUGU
Leptidea sinapis is the source of this 8231-nucleotide messenger RNA. RefSeq names its product trafficking protein particle complex subunit 10 (gene SIDL). Gene Ontology annotation, cellular component: TRAPPII protein complex. NCBI's taxonomy places the organism in Eukaryota, Metazoa, Arthropoda, Insecta, Lepidoptera, Pieridae. Bases 278 to 3751 code for a protein of 1157 amino acids. Gene Ontology annotation, biological process: intra-Golgi vesicle-mediated transport; early endosome to Golgi transport. The transcript is spliced from 15 exons. The record is from RefSeq and is a predicted model, not a curated record.